Messenger RNA from Colias croceus (clouded yellow), 535 nucleotides. RefSeq names its product transcription elongation factor 1 homolog. Lineage: Eukaryota; Metazoa; Arthropoda; Insecta; Lepidoptera; Pieridae. Gene Ontology annotation, molecular function: RNA polymerase II complex binding. Gene Ontology annotation, cellular component: transcription elongation factor complex. Bases 128 to 376 code for a protein of 82 amino acids. The transcript is spliced from 3 exons. Gene Ontology annotation, biological process: transcription elongation by RNA polymerase II. The record is from RefSeq and is a predicted model, not a curated record.
CUUGUCAAUUUGAAAAUGACAGUGACAAGUUUUUUCACUGGAAUAUACAAUAAACGUGUGUUUAUUUCUCUGAUUUUCGCAAACUGUGAUAACAUAAAGUAAGCGAUAGUUAAAAAGAUCAUCCACUAUGGGUCGUCGAAAGUCGAAAAGAAAGCCACCACCAAAACGCAAAGCUAUUGAGCCUCUUGAUCAACAAUUUAACUGUCCGUUUUGCAACCACGAAAAAUCUUGUGAAGUAAAAAUGGAUCGCGCAAGAAAUACGGCGCGCAUCCAAUGCCGGGUCUGUUUAGAAGAUUUUCAAACCACAACAAAUGUUUUAUCAGAACCUAUAGAUGUUUACAAUGAUUGGGUUGACGCCUGUGAAAGCGCUAAUUAGAUCUAAGGCCAUAUAUUGUAUAAUUAUGUAUUUUAAGGAUUGCAUUGAAUAUAUCUUGUGAGAAUGAUUUCAGCAUCAUUGAUAUUAUUUUUAUGUUAUUAAUGGAUAUUUCCUAGAGUUAUUAAGUACUUGACUUAAAUAAAUCUUAAGUUUCCUGAA